Molecule: messenger RNA, 871 nt
Organism: Paramormyrops kingsleyae
Lineage: Eukaryota; Metazoa; Chordata; Actinopteri; Osteoglossiformes; Mormyridae
Gene: thoc7
Product: THO complex 7
Biological process (GO): mRNA export from nucleus; mRNA processing
Cellular component (GO): THO complex part of transcription export complex
Source: RefSeq, a predicted model, not a curated record
GACCAAUCAGCCCCGUCGAGCUGCGCACGUAGCUAGCGUCCAUUAAGGGAAUGUCUGUCAAAGCGGACAAUAAAGUUUUAUUUGAAGCAGACGGGCACCAUUGAACAAAUGGGGGCUGUUACAGAUGACGAAGUUAUUCGGAAACGCCUCCUGAUUGACGGCGACGGAGCUGGCGACGACCGACGCAUCAAUGUUCUCCUGAAAAGCUUCACAAAAUGGUGCAACUCCGGUGGAUCACCCGAGGAAGGGUUUACGCAAUACCAGCGGAUGCUGGGAACUCUGGCACAGUGUGAGUUCUCAAUGGGAAAGACUGUUCUGGUCUAUAAUAUGAACCUCAGGGAAAUGGAAAACUAUGAGAAAAUCUAUGCUGAUAUUGAGCAAAGCAUUACAUCUGCCCAUGACAAGAUUGCAGAAUGCAAAAAGGAGAUUCUCAGAGCCAAGCGCAUCCGGAAAAAUCGACAGGAAUAUGACGCCUUGGCCAAGGUCAUCCAGCAGCAUCCAGACAGACACGAAACUAUGAAGCAGCUCAAGGCGCUAGACAAAGAACUGCAGCAGCUAUCCCGCAUCAAGGAGAACGUGGAGGACAAGCUCGAGCUGAGGAAGAAGCAGUUCCAUGUGCUAUUGAGCACCAUCCGCGAGCUGCAGCAGACCCUCGAGAAUGAUGAAAAGCUAGAGAGCGAUGAAUCCCAAGACUGCACCAUGGAAAAUGGACAGUAGACCCCAUGCGUUGGUUAUGACCCCCCCCACCACCACCUUUCUGAAAUAUUGUUGCUACGGAUUUGCAAGAUCCUCGUCAAGCUAUGAUUAUGCCACAUUUGAUGUUUUUAUAGUUUGUACUUUUUGUGUAUAAAUAAAAUGCCUUUUUUGUCCA